GUGACCCAAACAGCGGCCGCGCGACAGGACCGUCGCUUCCGGUGCUGCUGCCGCCGCCUCUGGGAGGGGGUCUUUGGAGCCGAGCCGGAGUGAGUUUGGUGUAGCAGGUCAUGAUGGAGUGCACGGCCCUGGAGAGUCUCAUCGAGAUGGGCUUCCCCCAGAACAGAGCAGAGAAGGCACUGGCCCUGACAGGAAACCAGGGCAUUGAACCAGCGAUGGAUUGGCUAAUGGAACAUGAGAAUGACCCUGACCUAGACGAUCCAUAUGUACCUCCCCAGGGCCAUGUGCCGAGCACGGAGGAGCCUCCCGAGGGAAGGACGCCUGAGGCAGUACAAGGUGGAACAGAGCCCACGUUAGAGGAGUUAGCUGAGGUGGACAACCGGCAUACCUUGAGUGAAGAAGAGAAACGGGAGCAGACGAAAAGGAUGAUGGAGCUGAUCUCUCAGAAGCAGCGGGAGCGAGAGGAGCGGGAGAAACGAGAGAGCAUUGAGCGGGAGAAGCAGCGCCGGAAGCAGGGCCAAGAGCUCUCCCUCAUCCGCCAGAAGCUGCAAGAGGAUGAGAUGAAGAAGCUGGCAGAAGAGAGGCGCAAGGAGAAGAUGGAAGAGAAGCUGGCCAAGCAGCGGGUGCGAGAGAAGAUUGAACGAGACAAGGCCGAGAGAGCCAAGAAGUUUGGCGGUGGCUGCAGCAGCUCUUCCCAAGCCUCCAACCCACCUGAGCCAGUCGCCCCCACGCUGGUUCCCUCCUCACCUAGCCAGGAGCCCCCUGUGAAGCGAGAGUAUGAUCAGUGCAGGAUACAGGUGAGGCUGUUGGAUGGGACGUCACUCACACAGACCUUCAGAGCCAAAGAGCAACUAGCAGCUGUCCGACUGUACGUGGAGCUGAACCGUCAGGAUGGUGGCGAAGAGCCUUUCAACCUCCUCACGAGCUUCCCCCGGCGUGUCUUCACUGAGGAAGACAUGGAGAAGCCCUUGCAGGAGUUGGGUCUGGUGCCUUCAGCUGUGCUGAUUGUGGCCAAGAAGGGGAACAGCUGAAGAGAAGACCCUCUUUGCGCUCUCCACUGUGGUCUCAGCCCUCCUUUCUUUGCAGCUGCUGGAGGUGAAUCUCCCCUUGUGCUUCGCCUCUGGGUGCUGCCCCUCAGCCCCCCCCCCAUUGUCCAACAAGCUCUGGCCACAGAGACUCCUAAAGCAGUGACCUCACUCUGGCUGGGAUACAGAAUCAACGAUGAUGCGUGGAAGCAGGAAGGGUGGUUCAGGGGUUUGACCUUCCAGUGGGGAGGGGCAGCGUUGCAACUUGGCUGCCCACUCGGGCUGCCCAUGAAUAAAACCUCUUCUCUCUCCUG
Eublepharis macularius is the source of this 1339-nucleotide messenger RNA. It is a transcript of the gene UBXN1, whose product is annotated as UBX domain protein 1. Gene Ontology annotation, molecular function: protein binding. NCBI's taxonomy places the organism in Eukaryota, Metazoa, Chordata, Lepidosauria, Squamata, Eublepharidae. The transcript has 10 exons. The coding region runs from base 111 to 1031 and encodes 306 amino acids. The record is from RefSeq and is a predicted model, not a curated record.